Messenger RNA from Taeniopygia guttata (zebra finch), 10874 nucleotides. It is a transcript of the gene FOXK1, whose product is annotated as forkhead box K1. The record is from RefSeq and is a predicted model, not a curated record. NCBI's taxonomy places the organism in Eukaryota, Metazoa, Chordata, Aves, Passeriformes, Estrildidae. Gene Ontology annotation, molecular function: DNA-binding transcription factor activity, RNA polymerase II-specific; protein binding; RNA polymerase II cis-regulatory region sequence-specific DNA binding. Gene Ontology annotation, biological process: regulation of transcription by RNA polymerase II.
CCCGCCAUCCCCGCCCCGCCGGCCCCGCCCCGGAGGCCGGCACGCUGGCUCGCUCGCUGCCGGGGAACAUGGCCGAAGUCGGGGAGGACAGUAGCGGGGCGCGGGCUCUGCUGGCGCUGCGCUCGGCGCCCUGCAGCCCCGCCGCCGCGCCCCCUCCCGGGCCGCCGCCCCCGGCCGCGCCGCCCGCCGCCUGCACCGGGCCGGUGCUGGCGCGGCUGCAGGGCCGCGAGUUCGAGUUCCUCAUGCGGCAGCCGGCCGUCACCAUAGGCCGCAACUCCUCGCAGGGCUCGGUGGACGUCAACAUGGGGCACUCCAGCUUCAUCUCGCGGCGGCACCUGCAGCUCAGCUUCCAGGAGCCGCACUUCUACCUGCGCUGCCUCGGCAAGAACGGCGUCUUCGUGGACGGCGCCUUCCAGCGCCGCGGCGGCCCGGCCCUGCAGCUCCCGCCGCAAUGUACUUUCCGAUUCCCUAGCACGGUUAUAAAAAUCCAGUUCACAUCUUUAUACCAUAAAGAGGAAGUAAAAGAGGAAGCCUCAACACAUCCCCUUCGGCCACUUUACCCUCAAAUAUCACCUCUGAAGAUCCACAUCCCGGAGCCGGAUCUCCGGAGCGUGGUCAGUCCCCUCCCAUCCCCCACAGGCACUAUCAGUGUUCCCAACUCUUGCCCAGCCAGUCCACGUGGUGCUGGAUCCUCAGGAUAUCGUUUUGUUCACAACAUUACCUCGGAUCUGCAGCUGGCAGCAGAGUAUGCGGCAAAGGCAGCAUCAGAGCAGCAGGCAGAUGCAUCUGGCGGGGACAGCCCAAAGGAUGAAUCCAAGCCACCCUAUUCUUAUGCUCAGCUAAUUGUGCAGGCUAUAUCUUCAGCACAGGACAGGCAAUUAACACUAAGUGGGAUCUAUGCCCACAUUACCAAGCAUUAUCCAUAUUACAGGACUGCUGACAAAGGCUGGCAGAAUUCCAUUCGGCACAACCUCUCCUUGAACCGUUACUUUAUUAAAGUCCCACGCUCCCAAGAGGAGCCUGGGAAGGGCUCCUUUUGGAGGAUUGACCCUGCCUCUGAAGCCAAACUUGUAGAGCAAGCUUUUAGAAAAAGAAGGCAAAGAGGAGUGUCCUGCUUCCGAACACCUUUUGGGCCUCUCUCCUCCAGGAGUGCUCCUGCCUCCCCUACUCACCCUGGCCUGCUGUCCCCUCACUCUAGUGGCCUACAGACUCCAGAGUGCCUGUCACGGGAGGGCUCACCCAUUCCACACGAUCACGACUUUGGGCCAAAGCUAGCCUCAGUUCCAGAGUAUCGGUAUUCCCAGAGUGCACCCGGAUCUCCAGUGAGUGCCCAGCCAGUGAUUAUGGCUGUUCCUCCCCGACCAUCCACCCUGGUGGCCAAACCAGUGGCCUACAUGCCAGCGUCCAUAGUGACUUCUCAGCAGCCUCCGUGCCACGCAAUCCACGUCGUUCAGCAAGCCCCCACUGUCACCAUGGUCCGAGUGGUGACCUCCUCUGCAAACUCUGCAAACGGAUACAUCCUCACAAACCAGGGCACAGCAGGAGGAGCUCAUGAAGCUGCAGGAGCAGUGUUGGACUUAGCUGCUGACCACCGAGGCAUGGACGAGAAGCCAACGAUCGCGUUUGCCACGAUCCCCACGGCCAGCCGUGUUAUCCAGACAGUGGCCAGUCAGAUGGCGCAGGGUGUCCCCGGGCAGACUGUCACCAUCCUGCAGCAGGCGGCUCCGGUGGCGCUGGGGCAGCACCAGCUGCCGGUGCGGGCGGUCACCCAGAACGGCAAACACGCCGUGCCCACCAACAGCAUCGCUGGCAGCGCCUACGCUCUUACAAAUCCACUGCAGCUCCUUGCAGCCCAGGCCAGCUCAUCCACUCCUGUUGUAGUCAGCCGGGUCUGCGAGCCGGGGACCGAAGAGACGGCAGCAGCCUCCUCCAGCGAGCCUGAAGUGAAGAGACCACGGAUAGAGGAGCCCAGCGGAGCAGUGCCAGCCCAGACUGGAGUCAUCACCUCCACAGUGCCACAAGGACAGGCAACCAGUGAAUGAAGAACCGGUGGGAGGAGCUGGAGUGAUGGUGGGGUGGGCAUGGGAUGGCAGGAGCCCUAAAGCAGCUUUCACAGGAAACCAACCACAACUGUAACAGCUCAAAACAGCUGAUAAAGAGCUCUUUUUAAAGGCAGAUUUUUCAUUGGGAGGACAACAGCUGUUAUAAUCACAAGGUGCCAAAAAGAAUGGAAAAUCCCUCCCAAGAACCCAUAUCUGGAACUUUGUUCUGUCUCUACUUAUGGGAUAUUUUUUUCCUUUUUUUUUCUUUUUUUUUUUUUUUUUUUAAGAUUCAAAAAAAAUACAGACAACUGAUUGUAUGACUGCUGGGAUAUUUUUAACUAUGUUUUCCCCUUUUGGCUCCAAGGGGAUGGGAUUUGCAGUUCAGAAUCUAAAGGAAUGUAAUACAAAUACAGUCUGCUCCCUGGAAAGAAAACUCCUCACGUUCUAUGCCUUAAUACCACACUUCUGAGAGCUUUGAACCAUAGGACCAUUUUAAAAAGGUCACUAAGGCAAUCAAACGCUGAAAGAUGGGUGCAGUAUCUCACAACAACAUUAAAGAAACAUGGUACCAAACAUAAAAAAAAAAGGCAAAAUAUUCUGGUUUUUUAAAACAGAAAAUUCUGAAUAUAAAUGUUUAUUUAUAUAGGGAUUCAGGAGGAAGAGUUAUAGGGCUCAGCCACCUGGAUUUCCAGAUGAAUUUCUCUCCAUUCCCUCUGAGGGAGAAUAGGAUGACAGAGGAACUGUAUUAACUUGGUUCCUGUAAAGAUGUUAAAAACAAAGGGGUUUGUAUCUUAACAAAUAAUUUCUUACAAUUAUUCAUCACUUGCUCUGGACAACAGCCAAAGUAUCUUGAUGCCUGAGGACCACAUCUCCUAUGUCUCCAGGAGGUUUCUGUAUGCAUUUGAUUGAUCACAGCUUGUGUGAAGCGCCAGCUUUUGUUCAAAUUAGCACUGGAGGUGAAGGCAUGGCCACUGUCUUUGUGACCUUGAGAAAAUACUGGUUGAUGUUCUGCACUAAAGCUGUCACCUUCAGCUCCUCGUGGUGACGUGGUCCUUAGCUUGAUGGACCCUGGUCAGGAGGUCAGAGCUGACCCUCUUUCAUGGCUGACAGCAGAAUUCCUGUGUUGCUCUUUGGAGAGGGAAGUUUGGGGCUUGGAUGAGAGGCAGCAGAGGUCAUACCAUGGUUCAUUCAAAUUCUGUCAGGGUAUAGUAGACAAAGGCAAAAAACUUCUCUUUUAUUUUCCGUGUGGCAAAACUCACUGGAGGUCUUCAGUUUUACCAAAAUGGAUUCAGAGGUUUGCUUUCAUUGCUUGGCUCCCUCCCAUCUCUCCUGCCUUGAGCACCAUUUGGGUUUGCCAGUAGGAGGAGGCCUUUACUCAAAUUGUAUUCCAGGCUCCUCACAUAGCACAAGGAUCUUUCAAGGAAGGCAGAUUUGACUCACUGCAGCCACGUGCAGCAGUGGGUGUGUGAGACACCUUGUGACUGGCAAAGAAACCCACCCCUGCCUGUAACCUCCUCCCUUUGGCUUUACACCCUUUCCAGUCCCCUUGGCUAACAUGUCUUCUGGCAGCACAGCAGAGAUUUUUUCAUUUAGCAAAUGUUACAGCUUUGGUAAUGGCAAGAGUGACUUAAGAGGGGUGGGCUGUGCUUCUGGUGGGUUAUCCCCUAUAUGUACUGAUUUCCUGUCCUGUGCAGUCUGACACCACUGCAGAAACAUUGCAAAAAGCCUUCCUCAAUGUGCAGUAAAUGAUACUGUCAGUGUAUCCAUGGGGAUUAGGGGCAGGGCACAGCCCUUCAGUGCCUGCUGGAAUCUGGGGAGGAAGUCCACAAGGUAACAGCUGGCAUCACUUGUUCCCUUCUAGGUUUCCUUUGUCUUUGCCAAAUCCUAUUCAAUAACCAAGUCCCACCACUUGAAUAAAAUCCAGACAUGUUUAAUUCUCAAGUCCAUUGUUUUGUAAGAAAUAUUGCUGAAAGAAGGAAGUAAUUUCUUGGUCUCAUGAUUUGCGGUUACUUUCUGUGGAGAGAGGCACAUAAAAUAUUCAUGACAGAUCAUUUAUCUCAGCUGGGCUUUCAGAAUUCAGGUGUGUGCCCUUAGUGACAGUUAUUAGAUGGGAUUUUAGUACUUUGAAAUGGUUUUGUGAAGGAGGAUUGUUAGAGACCACAAAGUAAUUGAAGCAGGCUGGCCUCCAGCUGUCCCUUCUCCCGCUAGGAAGGCAAGGUGUGGCACAGCGGAAAAGCACACAGAUUAGCUCUGUUUUCUGUAGCCUUUUCAAAGCCAGGAGUCAAUAAAAUGAACUUCCAGGCAGAAGGCACAAGUGAGAGUGCAGCACAGUGUAUCUGUGAUGAAUCAUUACUUUUGGGUGACUGCUGGUUUGGGUACAGGCACGCUCUGAAACAGCCCCACGGCUCAGGAGCGCUCCCGAAGUGCAGGAGUCCUUGGGUUUCCAGGAUUUUGGGUGAGUCAGAGCAAGAUGAAAAACCAACAGAAAACUGUUCAGGAUGUGGAGCUGCCAAAAUUCUGUGGAUUUUUCUUCACUGAUGCUUUUCUCUUGAAGAGUCUAAAUAAUUAAGCCUGGAACCUCUGUAAAUUAAUCCAGCACUACAGAAAGACAUCAGCUGAAUGACAGUGUUUUCAUCCACCAUAAAGCUGCUGCUUUGUGGAUACCUCUUGAAAGUCCAUCCUCAGGUUGCAUGUGUAGAUCUGCCUCCUGAGUAUUUAGAACAGAAUAACACUUUCUCUCUCUUCUUUUUGUGGCUCACAAUGCCUGAUGGUUCAAAUGGGAGUUGAGGAUAAGCAAAUAUCUUUGUUCUGUUCACUCUUUCUGCUUGAGAUGUCUGGAACUUGUCAGCUCACCCUUUCAGGGGGUUUUUGCUUUAUCAGUCUGCUGCAUCCCUCUGCUGCUGUAGGAAGCAGUCCUGCCACUUGCAGAUUUUUUUUUUUAAUAGGUUUGGCUAAACAUUGCCUGGUACCAGGUAAAAUAACUGUUCUUGCUAAAUCGUGUUGGGAGCUGUGGAAGAGUGUGGUCCUUAGCCAGAACAUGUGAGAUGAAGGCAUCUUGUUUCAGGCCUCCAGAUGAAUUCUUUCAGCACUGAUAAAUCUGGAUGACAGCACCAUUCUUUCUGCAUACCAGUCCUGAUUCUACAGGCUGCAGAAGCAUGGUGGUAGAAUUAAGUCUUCAACUAGGAAGAAAAUGUUUACCUUAAUGGUUAUAUGCAGUACUCAGAUUAUUUAAAUUUAUAAUCUGACUUGUUUGUAUUGUCUAAAAAGUUGCAUCUCAUCUUUGAUUACAUUAACUAAAGGUUUGAGAGGAAGUGAAGGGGGAGGCUUCACUGGAUUUUCUGCUGUCUGUGUAAUGAAGGUCAAGGCAUAUUGAAUAUUUAAACUGUGAUAACUUAGACCUGGGAAAACUGUAAAGCCAAGUUCUUAAUGUGUGAAUUCACUUUCCACCAUUCCCUAUUGAUUUCUUUUCACCUUAGGCAAUGACAUUGACUAAUUUUACUUUGAUCACAGUUCGUUUAUAGCAACUUUCUUUGCCCCAGUUUGCAAGAGUUGAAUGCAGUUGCUCUUUGUUCUAUUCCACUGGAAUUCCAUGUUGUUUGUCUUGACCUUGGCUCUUAUGAUACAGAAAGCUUUUUAGAGAAAGAUCAAUUUAAUCUGAUUUAGUGAUAACACAGCACAGUGCUGAGCACAAAAUUGAAGUUCAUGAUUAGCUCAUAUAUUCUUUUCAACUCUUUUUCCUUCCCAUAUUCCCCCCUCCCCCAUACCAUUAACGAUGUCCCCUGUAGCAUAUCCAGUCAUUUUUAUCCACUGACAGGAGCAGCACCUUGCAUUAAGCUCUGCCUGAGGACUCAAGGAUGAAAAUGCCUGUGGAAUACGUGGAGCUCCAGAAUAGGUUAAGAAAGGUCAAUUUGGUCACUGUGUAUUAAUUUUCAUGCUGUGUUCUAGACAUGUUACUGUUGGGCAGAGCUUAUUCAGGAGAGUGUUUUCAGAGACAUCUUAAAGCUUUGUAAGAGGAAAGAAAUAACAGCUCAAGCUCUUACAGUGCUUCUGCCAUCAGCAUCAUGGUCUAGCAUCAGAUUUUAGUGGGAGUAAUUUUGCAUGUUUGGUCUUGUGUACUGACGUAGAGUUGUCAUUCAGAGUUAAUUUCCACAUUUUUUUCCUUUUUCAGUAGGGAAAUGCACACAGUGGAAUAAAACUUGGAGUACAGAAGGCUAAGGGACCUGUAUCUAAGCAAGUGAGGGCAUCUGACCUGAACUCUCUUGCAGUGUGGUGUGGAACACUUCUCCCUGCCUGCUGGGGGUGUUCAGUUGGUUUUGGAGCUUUUCAUCUGUGUCAGCAAGGGGGUAUUUAUUUGGUAUCACUGGUGUGUGCUAGUGUGUAAGUGAAUGUCAAAAUGCAGGGUGAAAGGAGAAGUGUUUCCCUGCUACACUUGGGUUUGGAGAUCUUGGAUUUCACCUGGCAGUAGUUCUGUACCUCUCCUUAGAGAAUCCAUUCCCACCACACAAGGUGAAAACUUCUCAGCAGCAUAAGAAGAAUUUCCCAUGCAGCUGCAUUUGUUCCUUGCCUCUGAGGAAAACCCAGCUCUGCCUCCUCUGCAUGUUGCAAAUAGGUACUUGAAGGUUCCAGUAAGAUCUUCCCAAUUUGCUUCCUUCUCUUAAGGCUGAACCAGCCUGGUUGUCUCAGUUUCUUUUUGUCCAUCAGGUGGAAUUGCUGCAGGGGGUCCCUGUGAGUCUUGUACUGGGGAGCCCAAAGGCAGAGACAAGUGCUGCAGACAUGAUCUGGGGAAUGUUGGAUGGGUUGGAAGAGGAAUCCUUUUCCUUGGCCUGGUAGCUACAUUUCUGCCAGUACAGCUCAGUACCUGUUCGGUCUCUUGCUGCAAGGCAAGUAUAAAGUGUAAGGAACAAAUCACAGAGUGAACUGGAUUGCAUUUGUGCAGAUGCAACCACAUUGUCGCUCUCUUCCCAGGAACAGUCCUAAUUUGGGUCUUUUUGAGCAGGAAGCAGCACUGAAGGAUCCUGAUCACUUUUAAAGAUACCUAUGCUUAAUUUUAUCAAGUGAUAGUUUCAAUUCAGUGUGGAAAAUUGCCUUGAGUUUCUACCUGCUACAAAAUCUUUGAGACUUUUUUUAAGUCCUGCUGCUAUUAAGUUGGACCAGGGCAUUAAGAAUGAACCUCUAAAGGAACAGGACUGGCUUCAUAUUUUUUUCCUUGCUGCACUGAGUUUUUGAGUUUGCAAAUGCCAUCCUGCAGUAAAUUAUCUGAAUUCUCUUGCCAGCCAGUCUCUUGGGCAGCUCCUCAUCACUUUUUCCCCUCUAUUUGUAGUUAAAUCUGUCAACUCCAGAGUCCUUUAAUCCAACUCCUAAUUUAAUUCCAUUGCUUGAAGGUCUGCAUCUGGCGAGGAUUCUUGUGUUAAGUUGCAGUUACACGAGUAAACAAUCUGUUGUAGAACUUCUUGUGUCCUUCUGGGUGAAAAAUUAUGCCCAAGCUGCUGCUACUAUAGCAUACACUACUGCUGGAAGGUGUAGCUUCCAGUGGAGCCAGCUGUGCUGCAGAAAACAGUUACACUACAGGGUCAUUGGAUUGCUGGAGCUGAUGCCUUCUUGCCUGUUGAUCUGCACCUGAUCAAAAGGUGGCUGGGGAAUCUCUCUCUGGGCUGCCUGGCAGCUGUUGGGCUGGGAUUUGUUAGAUCAGCACCCCUCUCUGCUGGCUGGGUUGUUUGCAGGUCAGUGCACGUGUUUGUGCAUACAGGUGUGGGUGUAUUCCCGUGCCAUAACCAGCAGUGGGAAUUCUGUAGCUGUGAGGGUGGGCUUUCUCCAUUAGGGUGUCUUUCAUGGGGCAAUAAUACACCAGGGAGCAUAUUACUUUGGCCUGAGCAAGACAUUUUAAAAAAUACUUUGUUUUCUUGGAGCACUAUAUUUAAAAUCCAAAUUUUGAAUCAAUUUUUGGCAUUUGUAUUUAUAUGUUUGGAAAAUUCUUUUGAUACCUUUUUGAUUUACCAACACUGAAUUAAAACCUUUCAGAAUGUAUGGUUGGUCCUCUCCUUAUGUGUCACUUUAAGUUUCAGAGCACAAGGGUAGUUGUGCCAAAUCUACCCCUUUGCUCUCAAGACAGAAAAAAAAAAACAUUGACAAUUUAUGGGUGGCAGCUAAGGAAGAAACCCUUUAAAUAUUUUUUUCAGAGAAUAUGAAAUUAGAUCUGUGUAAACAUAAAAUUUAUAUUUAUUAAUGUGUGAGUGUGUGAGCGUGUGUGUCAAUAUAGAUAUAUAAAUGGUCCAUGACUAUUUCUUUCUCUUGAAUGGUACUUACACAGACUUUUAUACAGUGUGUUGGUAAUCCCUGCACCAGGCACUGACUCUGAAAGAAUGAUGAACUUAUUUUUGUAACAAAUGUGAGCAGCCAGUGGAAGCAGCUUUACUUCAGUGAUUGCUUUCAUUCCUCUCGCAGAGCAGAAGAGGCAACCUGGUACUUGCAUCUUCCUUCUGUAGGAUCCCUGCUCCUGGCUUUGUCCUGCUUGCAGCAACCCCAGUCCACACUGCUUUUCUGGCAAGAAAAGCCCCCAAAUGGCACUAAUGAAAGCUGGAAUCCUUUCUUGUCUGCAGUUCUCUCUAGAUGCAGUGUCAGGGAGUUGUUUACAGAUUCUGCUCUGUAAAUAAUGGGACCUUAUUUCUAACAGAGGAGAUUUAUGGGGGGUCCAUGAGGAUGCUGUAAGGCUGAGGAAUUCCUCUCUGUCAGGUGGCUAAGCUAACACUGGGGCACUAGGAAAUAGUUUCAUUUCUUCUGUGGUGAGAUAAUUUUCCUCUUGUCAUGCUUCUGUCUCUUUUUGGGGUGAGGUGUGUCUAUAUUCCCCUUAAAAACAAGCACAGAAGAGUUUUUCUAAUGUUUCCAUUCACAGGGAGUAAAUUUUUUGCUGAACUGGCCAAAGUUCAGGUGUGAUUUAAUUCCACAGGGAUCACUAAAUUCACAGAAGGGUGUAUUCUGAACCACUUGGAUCCUUUGAGAAUAAAAGCAAAUGAUAUUUGACUUCCUAAUCUUAAUUGCUCUUCCAGAAGCAGAAAUUCUCUAUGAGGAUCUGAGUGAAAGCUUCACCUCAGCAAUCACUGGCUGGUGAUGGGGCUUCAGUACUUCAGGGAGGACAAGGUUGGUGAUAGGAAGAGUGACCAGAGUAGGAGCAGUGAAAGGAAGCAGCUUUCCUCCUCAUCCAGCAGAAAACAGCCCCUGUGAAACCCAGACUGCCCCUAAGAUUUGGUUGUUGCCUCGUGUCUGCUGCCAAGUUAUGCUGUGGUCUGGACCUCUCUGUCCUGCUCCUACCCCGCCUCAGUUUCACUUAAAGCACUCUGAGACAGAGCCUUCCUUAAAGCUAAGGGCAACGGUGAGGAGAAAUGUCUGGUAGCUGAAGAAAAAUGAGAUUUAAAUGGAGCAGAAAAAGUGAGAAUUCCUUCUGUUUCACUGUCUUGCUGCUAAAAGUGUGGUGCAGAACAUCCUGAUGUUCUGCUGAUUUAUAUGCUGCUCUUGGGAGGUGGGCAGGCUGCUAAGCUGGCUCUGUAGCAAUUGAAUUACUGUAAACCUAAACUUGCUUAAUCUCUCUCUUUUUUUUUCUCCCUCAAAUGUGCUUGAAGUAGAGGGAACCCGAGUAUUGUUUGUAAGAUCUUUUUGCUUUAAUAGAAAACAGAAUAUUUAAAAAAAAUUUUAAAAAUUUUAAAAAAACAAAACCAAACUAAUUCAAAUAUAGUGAUACAGAAAAUGGCUUUAAAAUAUGAAAAUCUUACAAGACCAUAUGUUGUGUUGGGUUCUGGACAUGCUGUUUGUGCUGAGGAGGUUGGCCUUGCCCAGCCUGCCAGCCAACCUCCACAUAGCCAAAAAGAGCAUUUUAAGAGUCUGUAGCUAUCCAAAGGACUGUUAAAAGCUGUUUAGGAAUAAAUCAAAAGCUGUGGUGUGAGCAACGGAUGGUAAAGCUGGAAAAUCAGAUCCAACUCUGAAUAAUUGCUCUACUAAAAAACAAAUUCAGAAAAAUCCAACUCUUCCCCCUGUUCUGCAGAUGCUCAUUCCCACUGAGUCCCCGGGGAAGGCUGAGAGGAGAACCUGAAAUACCUCAAUGGCUUCACAGAAGGGUUUGCUGCAGACAUCUGGGCCAGCCUUACCCCUUUCACCUCGGUUUGGCACUUAUUUUAUAGAAUAAGAAGGUGAUGGGAAGGGGAAACUAAAGCCAUGCUUGCAUUUCAGUUCCUGGUGUUGCCUGUGCAAGACACCUCCAGCCAGAUGUUUUGGGGUUCGUGGGUUGUUUUGUUUUUUUGGUUUUUGUUUUUUUGGUUUGUUUUUUUUUUUUACAGCUGAUAUCAAAAGUUGUUUUGGGGGGUCUUUUUGUGACUUGUUUUCGUUCCCAGUGCUUUUUAAAAAGCAGGCGUGUAUCCCAAGGGGGGAGCUCCGUGGGGGCAGUGGAUGUGAAGUUCAUGUUCUUUCUCUGGCCAUGUUGCAGCGCUGUUCCUGUGAGAUGCUCAAGGCAGCCCUGGCUCCCAGCAGGGUGUGGGAUCCUGCAUCCCAGGAGCUGGACCUGUGUUUCCACUUCAAAUGGGAUACAGUGGUUUUGUUUGUUUGUUUUUUUAAUAUAGAGCCAUACGUUUUUUUAAGUAAUUUGAGAUCUGAAUGUGAUUUCUAAUGUAUCAAGAACGUUAAUAUUUUAAAGCUAUAACAAAUGUUUAAAUUUCUACUUUUUUUUUUUUUUUCAUUUAUUUUAACUGUUCUGUUACCUUAAUUUGAUGUAUGUGGUUGGGGAAUGUUGCUUCUCCUCUUAGCAUUUGUUUCUAUAACCAGAAAUAAAAUUAUAUAUGAAAGAGAAAA